UGCCUCCCCUUGCCUCUGGCUACUGACAACACCUCCCAGCCGUAGCCAGCCCACUGCGAGCUGCUCACAAUCAUUGAGCACAGCCAAGACAGGCAGGCAUGCAGACUGCAUUAAACUAACACAGCUCCAUUCUGCUCACACAGCCCAAGAGAAAGUGCCCUCUCGUCUUGUUGCCUCUGCUUUUAAAUUCCACUCAUCCUGGAUGCGGUUGCUGGAUUCUGCAGAUCACGUCUUCAUGAGCAAGCAGCACCCGUCCAAGAUUUCACAGCAUUUACAGGUCACAGAUCUGCCACUAUGGUUAAAUGUCUUGUUUAAUGGUUGAGAGGUGUGGAGCAAUCUCAUUUGAAAGUCCAGAUCAGAAUUCUUUAUGUGUUCGCAUGCUAGAUCCACCCCCACCCUCUGCCUCUCUCUUUUCCAAAGAACUGUUCAGCCAGCAGGGACCUUGAAAGUGCUUUUGGUAGUUUUCUUUCCAGGGGAAAUCGUGAAGGAAAAAGAGGAAAACUUUAGGUAGAGGACUGUCUCCAAACCUCUACUACUCUGGACUACAGAGUCACAAAGAAGUCUUAGGGUGGAGACCGGGAGUACUACAGUGGUACUGGACCUGUUCUGCAGCCUCACCUUGACUUCUGGCACUGCAAAGCACAGUCAGGAGGAUGCCUGUGUUAAACAGGUUCUUGAGCUCAGAGUUUGGUAGGAGACUGAAAGUGAGCGAAGAACUACUUCCUACCUCUGUGUGGACCCUCUCCACCUACCAGCAAAGAACCUUCACUCUGGAGCUGCCUGAAUUAAUCAAACUGGUCAAACUUCUCUGGAAAUCAAAGCACAAUCUCCAAGGACCAAAAAGGAGAGGGGUAUUUGAAAAUGAGGAUGCCCUGUCUAAUAUUCCAGGAGAUGGAAGAGUAAGAGGGCCAACCGGGGUACUCUCCGAGCGUAGAGGGUCGUUCCCAUUCAUAGAUUUCCGAUUGUUGAACACUACAGCACACUCAGGUGAAAUUGGCACAAAGAAAAAAGUGAAAAGACUCUUGAGUUUUCAGAGAUAUUUUCAUGCUUCCAGACUGUUGCGUGGAAUUAUACCACAGACUUCUCUGCAUCUUUUGGACGAAGACUAUCUGGGACAAGCCGCGCACAUGUUGUCAAAAGUUGGAACAUGGAAUUUCGACAUUUUCCUGUUUGAUCGACUUACCAAUGGUAACAGUUUGGUAACACUUUUGUGCCACCUCUUCAACAGCCAUGGACUUAUCCAUCAUUUUCAACUAGAUAUGGUCAAACUGUACAGGUUUUUAGUGAUGGUGCAGGAAGAUUACCAUAGCCAAAAUCCAUACCACAAUGCCGUUCACGCAGCUGAUGUCACUCAAGCCAUGCAUUGCUAUCUAAAGGAGCCCAAGCUUUCUAGGUAUCUUACUCCCUUGGAUAUCUUUCUGGGGCUGAUGGCAGCUGCUGCUCAUGAUGUAGAUCAUCCAGGAGUAAAUCAGCCAUUUCUGAUCAAAACCAAACAUCACCUUGCUAGUUUGUACCAGAAUGUGUCUGUUUUGGAGAACCAUCACUGGAGGUCCACAGUGGGUAUGCUCAGAGAGUCAGGGCUCCUUUCCCACUUACCAACGGAGACGACGCAGGACAUUGAACAACAGUUGGGCUCACUCAUUCUGGCGACAGACAUCAGUCGACAGAACGAGUUUCUUGGUCACUUUAAAUCUCAUCUGGACAGCAACGAUUUGAGUCUGGAGGAUGCAGAACACAGACACUUCAUGUUGCAGAUUGCUCUCAAGUGCGCUGACAUUUGCAACCCCUGCCGGGUGUGGGAGAUGAGCAAGCAGUGGAGUGAGAGGGUCUGUGAGGAGUUCUACAGACAAGGUGACCUAGAGAGCAAAUUUGACCUUGAAGUCAGUCCCUUGUGUAAUCAGCAAAUAGACACAAUCCCUGGAAUACAAAUAGGUUUCAUGACAUAUAUAGUAGAACCACUCUUUGAGGAAUGGAGCCGAUUCACAGACAACAGUGCCCUGUCGGAAGUGAUGAUGAGCCACCUCAGGAAGAACAAAGCACGGUGGCGGCAUCUGAGACACAAGCAACACCACAGAGAAGAAGACAGCUCCAGUCUGUCUCUGAAUGAGGGGGUGGAAGGAGGUGGACCAUGAUCAAGAAAAAAGGGCCUUUCGUCAACCUGGGAACAACAUUUUUUUUUUCUCAUGGUGAUAUCCAUGAUGAAUUCUAGGAGCUGCAGGGCAUACGUAGCAUUGCCAGAAAUAAAGGCAAAAGAAGCACCAAAAAUGAGGAUGAAAAGAAGCAAAUGAAAGAUCCAACCAAGCCCCUCAUUUUCCUUAUCUUCCUGUCUUACUAUGUUCUUCUCCGGCCCAUGGGAUGGGAGGUUUUGAGGCUUCCACCAGCUAAGUGAACCAGCGGGCGUUCAUUUUCUGAAAUGAUACCAUUGAAAAAAGACAAAGCGAAGGUGAAGGAAAACAAGUAAAUAAAGGCUCUUGGGAAAGAAGAGGAUAAAAAAAUCUCCACAAUUCAAAUUUCUAAUGGCAGCUGGGCUGCACACUGGGAACUACUGAAAAGACAUUAUGUGUAAAAACUCAGUUUUUUAAGUAUUAAGUAUUUCAGAUUCUUUUUAAAAGUUACAACUCUUUUCACUUUUUUCUACAGUUUGCAUCGGUAAUGGAUCGUCAGCCCACUUAGUAUGAAUUAAAUUCCCUUUAUUAAAUCUUCAAUUAAAAAGCACUUGAACACAUUUAAAACAAGACUCUAUUUUUUAAGAAACAAAAGGUAUGACCUCACCAAGCACCAUGUCGACCUUUUUGCUUUUUAUAUACUUUUAUGUCUGCUGGUAAUGGUUACCGUUGUACAUUUUGUAAAUGAUGAAGCUACUGAUUCACAUGCCAAACUACUGUAGAAGAUUGGUACCUGUAUAAAGUAAGGUGGCAAUUGCUACUAUUAAAUGAAUACUGUUAACUUUUAAUACAAAGGGUAUUUGCAAGUAGUUUAUAUACUGUAGUUUCAUAAUUCAUUAUUGUGCACACACAUAAUGAAGCCUUAACAUUAUCAUUCUAAAUUGUUGCUUGUUAGCACAAACUUUUAAAUUAUUUAAAUUGUAUUUUUUUAAGAAAUUCUAAAUGCAUGUUCAAAAGGAACUGAGAGUUAAAUAUAGCAGGGCAUUUCUAACAUCUCUCUGUUCUCAGAUGUUCUCAAACAUUCCUCUUCCUUUCUGUGCUCAUUUGUGUUUUCCAUACUCCAACUCUUUUCAAGCCAGUAAGCUCACAUGCUGUGAUCAUUAAAUGUUCACAUUUUUCUAAAAUUUAAAACAGACUUUCAUUAUUAAUCAUGUUUUAAUUCAAGUGAGUUAGAUAAAUGUUCUAAAAUGACAUGAUGUACAGUGUCCUUUAAAAACAUCUACAUGUCAAAACUGCUUUACAGUGAAACAACUUGCAUUCGUGAUCAUGAAAUUGAUGUGAAUGAUAAGCACAAUGGUUUAUUUUUAGGGAAUUCCAUGCAUAGAAAUGUUCAAUGAGUUAAACUCAACUCAUUGUGCACUAAAAUAAGAAUUUAGUGUUCAAUCCAGCAAUUUCCAGUUGCCAAGUAUUGUGACACAUUCACUUGAGGAUUAAGUUUCAUAGUGUAAAACGUGCUGAUCGAAUUUUAUUUGAUUGCCUGUCUCUUUGAAGGAAUAACAGGAUGAAAAUCUACAUCCCACCGGGCUUAACAAACUGGAAUCAUUUAAGACACUUCACUGCAGCCACUUUGAGAUUUGGGCUAUUCUUGCUCUGACUUAAACGCUUUCUUCAGCAUGCAAAAUGCAUGCUCAAUCGAUUUUAAAUCAGUCACUAGACAAGUAGCCAAGUAGUUUUACAUUUUUUUUCUCCUGAUUAACUGCUUAGUAGCAUUGACAAUAUACCAUAUGUUACUUUAUGCAAUGCUGCAUAGUGAAAUGGCACCCAGAAAGUAUGGAAGCAUUUUCUUCUACGUAACCAGUCAUAACACUUCCGAGAUAUCAGAUUCUGUCCUGCUACUUCCAUCAUUAUCAGUAAUAUAAAGAUGAAGGAACCAGUUCCAGACACUACUAUUACCUUAACAUUACCUCCACCAUGCUUGACAGAUGAGGUGAUGUUCCUGUCUUUCUUCACACUUUAACCUUGUUAUCACUUCAAUAUAGUUAUCUUGGUCUCAUCUGCCCAUAAAACUAUUUCAUACUGCUCUUUCAUGGCCCAUCUUUGCACUUCAGAGCAAAUUCUAAUAUGGAUUUUCUUGCUGCCGAGAGGUUUGCAUUAUGUGUUGUAACCUGCUGCCUCAACCGUCUGUAAACUGAAUUUUGAUACCUUCACCUAAUAUCUAGUGGUUAUAAACUGCAGAUAUUCCUUUCUUGGACAGUAUAUUCCAAAUAGUUUUUAGUAUGCACAGUUUCUGUGCUGUGGUUCUGAUUGUGUUUUUUUUUAUUCUUCAGUCUGCUUUUCUUUAAUAGAAAGUUAUUUGGUUUUUAUUUAGACUUUUGACUGUUGACUCCAAGUGACAAAGUCAUAGUCAGACAAGUUGAUUGGAUGUUCACAGAUCUUUUGACUGUCUAAUUACCCAAUAAUACCUGAGAUAAAGGGAAAAUCUGCUAACCAAAUGGCUAUAGCACUUUUAAAAUGAAAUUAAAAACAAUUUAAUUGCCCUAGAAGGCAGAACUGACUUUAUUAAAAAUAAAAUACUUAUGAGUUGUGCUCAUCAGUCAUGUUUUUUUCCCGACAAAAAAUGAUUAAAGACAAAACUCUACAAUUAACUGUACCUUUCAGAGGGCACUAUAUAGUUGUCAUGACAAACAUGCUAUUGGUUCCAGUACUGGUUUAUGACAGUUUUAAUGGCUUUUGAGACAUGUAUACUGUGCCCUCCAUAUUCAUUCACAAUACCCCACAUAUUGUGGUGAAAACCCCACAUCUGUAAAAAAUAUAAUUUUAAGAGGAAGUUGUAUCCUGCAGAAGAAAUGUGUAAUUCACAUCAGAAGAUGAUUUACAAACUAUGAGCUACAGGGGUGUAAAUAGGGCUCUCGUAUUUUUUGGGAAUCCAGUUUUGUUAUGUGCAAUAGUGUUAUAAUUAUGGUAAGAAGUAUUCAAGAAUUGUUGUAAGCAAGACAGGUAUACUGUACAAACCAUCAUAUAACAGUAAGUUAUGGAUUGAAUACUAUUUUACCAGAAUUAUAAAUGUGGAGGGCACUGAAGAUAUCAGAUGCCCUGAUUAAGCCCAUUGUGAUAUUUUCCCCAAUUCUAUCACCAUUUACACUGUUUCAUAUUUUAAUAGCUGCAAUAUGCCUGUUAAGAUUGCUUUAUAUGAUGAGGUCGAUAGUGUCCGAAAGACAAAAGUACUUCAAUCCCAAUCUAUCUUACAAAUUGUCAUACCUAAAACUAUACAUAAUGUUUACUGUACAUUUACACACAGGGCUGUCAUGUUAAAUAUUUUCAACAUGCAGAGCAUGUUGUUCCAUCACACUGCAUUAUCUGCUUUUCUGUUUAAAUAUAUUAUUGAAGCAACACCAUAUUGCCAUGAUACACUGCACAACUUCAGUUGGUUUUAAAACCUUGAAACUUACACACUAAUGCUGUCCUGGAAGAAUGUUUUAUUAAGUACACACAUACCAUAAUUACUCAUACACUGCGAUGUUAAAGUGUGUACAAUGUAUUACGUACUUUAAUUCAACCUAUUCUGAAACACUGCAUACCAUCUUACCCUACCUGCAAAAGUACAAAAAUGAAUGAAUUACCCUUGCUCCCUAAUCAAGUUAAACUAUAGUGACAUUUCAGAUACAUCUUCGUUUGUCUGGGUCAAGUUAGACAUUCUAUAUUUACAUCCAUUCAAAAUGAUGUUUCAGACCAUCCUGAGUAACGUUGGGGUAACUACUCCUGCUAAUAUGUAAUAUGAAAUAUUGUUAAAGAAAUGUAUUUUUCCGAUUGCACUUUAAGUGCAUCUCAUGUCCCGUAAACCAUUUUGUAAAUAAACUAUUUUGAAAAUAAAAAUAUAUUUUAUAAUUUACAUUGGCACAAUAAUAUGAUAUGUAGGCUCUUUAUGCAUUAUUUUAACAAAUGUACAGAACAUCACACAGUGUCUUCUAACCUUAACCUUUGGCUUGGGGGGGGGGGCUAUAGUUUUCUCAAAUCCCAAGGUUCAUAUUUCACGGUUGUUUCUGAAAUAGUUUUCUGGGCUAACACUGUAAGUACCUUUAAAGAUAUUUAAUACUUAAGAUUAAGCAACCUUGUUGUCAUUUGUAUCUAAGAAAAAAAAAGUUCAGUUCCUUCAGCCUCUCAGCAUUGAACAUUUCAAAACAUGAAGACCACAAUUGUGCAGACUAUUCUAAAUGAGGUCUUAAUAGUGAAUUUCACAAUUUUAACAUCCCUCAGUUUAAAUCGUACAUCUCUAUUAUCCUGGCAUUCUGUUUUUUAUUGCUUGCUCACACUAUUUUUAGAAAAAUAUGACAGCAUAAACAUCCAGUUCUUUUUCAUAGGUAGCAUCUUUACUCUCAGCCUUCCCUACCUUAUAUCAAUAACACUAGCUCUCACUGGUUUCAAGCCAGCCUUUCAUGCCCGUGUGAGGGAACAUUCAUAAUCUGAAGACUGAUGUAUGGCUUUAGUCAAUACCCAGCCUGACAAUGAAAACCCUCUUACACAGUGCCAGAUGCAAAGGAUCCACAAAUGAUAUUAAACAAUUCACAGAAUAUGGGCUCAGUUUGUACCAUUACAUUUUAGUUUGACAGGAAAACAAAUGAGCUGCAUUAUAUCUCUCAUUGCAUUGUUAGAACAGUUGAUAUUCUUCUAUUCUUUAACAAAUGUUCAAAGUUUUUCCAUUCUUACAAGAACAUUUUAUACAUUUCAAACCAACAACUGAAAUUGAGCAGGUGAUUCUGCAGCAGUAUGACCAAAACCAUUAAA
Messenger RNA from Lepisosteus oculatus (spotted gar), 6887 nucleotides. RefSeq names its product 3',5'-cyclic-AMP phosphodiesterase 7B. The record is from RefSeq and is a predicted model, not a curated record. Gene Ontology annotation, molecular function: 3',5'-cyclic-AMP phosphodiesterase activity. NCBI's taxonomy places the organism in Eukaryota, Metazoa, Chordata, Actinopteri, Semionotiformes, Lepisosteidae.